Molecule: messenger RNA, 2395 nt
Organism: Bombus pyrosoma
Lineage: Eukaryota; Metazoa; Arthropoda; Insecta; Hymenoptera; Apidae
Product: actin-like protein 6B
Exons: 6
Coding region: 255-1658 (467 amino acids)
Biological process (GO): regulation of transcription by RNA polymerase II; nervous system development
Cellular component (GO): NuA4 histone acetyltransferase complex; SWI/SNF complex
Molecular function (GO): chromatin binding
Source: RefSeq, a predicted model, not a curated record
ACCAAUCUUUGAAAUAAAAAGGACCAUCGGAAUCCUUGAAAUCCAACGCAUCCGUGAAACUACGUUCUCGACGAUAAAAUUUAAUAGAUAAUAAAAGCAAGGGAAAAUCUCUUUUCUCCAAGACCAGUUCGUAACAAUCCUGCCGUUAAGCCCGACGAGGGAAAAUAUCCGUGGAAGCUGCGCCCGGAUGAAAAGGGUUUCGCAAAUGUGCUGAUCGAUCGCGUUUCGUCCUCCUCCCGAUCGUAGAUUCGAAUAUGCAAAAGGAGCAAUGUGGAAACGGCGGAGGGUCGCAGAAUCCUCGAUAUACGAGUACGAGGAAGGAAGAAGGGGUGCAUGGACCGGUGAGGUCGAACAGGGUUGCUGGGCAUGCGCCGACGUUCCUGUCCUCUCCAGAUACUAUGAGCGGUGGUGUCUACGGCGGAGACGAGGUCGGUGCUAUAAUUUUCGACGUUGGACACCAGAGCCUUCGCGUGGGUUAUGGCGGUGAGGAUACACCGAAAGCUGAAAUUCCAACCACCCUCGGUGUAUGGGAGGACACGAUCGACUCGCCGGACGGCAGUCAAAACGUCAGGAAGCACUACAACAUCGAUGUCACGGCCAUUCAAGUGCGAAAGAAGGAUAUGGAGAUGGUUAGCUUAAUGAAAGACGGCAUGAUCGAAGAUUGGGAGAUGUUCGAGCGUCUAACAGAGUACACGUAUAAACAACGUCUUCAUGCUCUUCCGGAGCAUCAUCCGAUCUUGAUGACCGAAUGUCCCUGGAACACCAGAUUGAAACGGGAGAAAUUGCUAGAGCUGAUGUUCGAGAAAUUCAGCGUUCCAGCCAUGUACAUCUGCAAAAACGCGGUUUUGGCCGCGUAUGCGAACGGCAGAUCGACGGCCAUGGUCGUAGACAGCGGUGCAACUCACACGAGUGCGGUUCCGGUGCACGACGGUUACGUUAUCACCCAGGGAAUCGUAAAAAGCCCGCUGGGCGGUGAUUUCAUCACGAUGCAAUGCAGACAGUUCUUCGAAGAAAAGGAAAUCGAGUUGACGCCUGCUUGUCUGGUAGCGAGCAAAGAUGUAGUUCGCGAAAGAGAUACACCACGUUGGACCAAAAGGGCUGGACCUCAGCCAACGUCUUCCUGGAUGAGCUAUAUGGUCCGAGAGCUGUUGCAAGACUUCCAAAUGAAUUGUUUACAAGUGUCCGACAGCCCUUACGACGAGGAUGUGGCCAAUACUUUGCCAAUGAAACACUACGAGUUCCCAACCGGGUACAACGACGAUUUCGGCUCCGUCAGACUGAUGAUUCCGGAAGCCUUGUUCGAUCCCAGCAACGUGAAAGGCGUUGGCGCCAGCAUUCUUGGAGUUGGUCCACUCGUCACGACUAGCGUGGGCAUGUGCGAUAUGGAUAUCAGACCUAGUUUGUACGGAAGCGUGGUGGUCACCGGUGGUAAUUCCUGCCUGCAAGGUUUUAGCGAAAGACUGAAUCGAGAUUUAGCCAGCAAAACUCCUCCAAGUAUGAGACUGAAAAUAAUUAGCGCGAACAGCUCGAGCGAGCGUCGUUACGGUGCCUGGAUCGGAGGAUCUAUUCUCAGCUCCCUUGGAUCUUUCCAACAAAUGUGGCUGUCGCGGCAAGAGUACGAAGAAUCGGGUAAACUGAUUCUCGAGCGAUGCGCGUGAUCAAAAGCUCAAGCAUCAAUCAAAAUUAUUCUUCGUAAUUAUUUUUGCAAAUCGUCCGACAAUGUUGUACGUAUCUAUUUUGUAUGCCGUCGAGCGGACAGUUAGUUGCUAUCUUUAAGUUUUCUAUAAUCCUUCAGAGCGUAAGGGCCAACGUAAGACAAUACGAGCGACUAAUAUCAAACGGGUUUGCGACAGACGCGUAUAGAGCUUUAGACAAAAUUUCAACAGCAAGGAGAACUCAAUGUAUUUGCUAGCCUGUUGAAGUAAAACUGAUCGGAGUAAAAGGUGCAAUUCUUGUGGAACUCGCUGAAACAAAAUCUUCUUUCGAUGGUAGUUAAAACGCUCUUCGCAGCUGAAGCGACGAAUUCUUUCGCUUCGAUUACAUGCGUAAGUUACAGCGUAAGUUAGACGUUAGACAAAUGUAUGCGGUACGCUUCUAAAAGAAAAAAAUACAGUUCCUAACUGCUCGAACAAUCUUUCGUUUGUAAUUCACGAGCACAGAUUGGUUUACAUAUCAUAAUUGUAUCGAAGAAUCGAUGAUUCCUACGGAUAAUGAAUAUGCAGGAAAGAGGGAGCACUCUUUUCGAAAAAGAAUUUUUAUCGUUUAUUUCGAACAUAUUCACAACAAAUUACAUAUUUGAACAAUGUUUCGAUUUCGUUUGUUAUCCACGCUUCUCUCCCGCAUUCGUUCUUUCUCUUAUUUAUUUUCCUUAUAAUAAAAAGAAAAAAAAAAGGAA